Cephus cinctus (wheat stem sawfly) is the source of this 1380-nucleotide messenger RNA. Its product is annotated as sulfotransferase 4A1. The record is from RefSeq and is a predicted model, not a curated record. Gene Ontology annotation, molecular function: sulfotransferase activity. The transcript is spliced from 6 exons. Gene Ontology annotation, cellular component: cytoplasm. NCBI's taxonomy places the organism in Eukaryota, Metazoa, Arthropoda, Insecta, Hymenoptera, Cephidae. Bases 280 to 1308 code for a protein of 342 amino acids. Gene Ontology annotation, biological process: sulfation.
CUUCUCCAAAGAAAGAGAAGCUGUUAGGAGGUGAAAGUAAGAUGACCUGAAUUCUAAGGAGGUACCAGGGCCAGCUGGUGUGUCAUUUAUCUUUGUAAAGUAAACUAGACAGACUUACAUCAGUCGUGUGCGUGUGCAGUCGUAAACGUCAAACAAGACUUCAGUGGACUUUGACAAGUGAAUAUACACCGUGGCUGUAAAUAAUGACAAAUUUUAACUGAGAUUCUUUAGGAAACACUUAAAACUAUUUGACGGUUUCUCGAAUAUCUUGUGUUCAAAAUGAGCUCUGAACCACCCAGUUAUGAAUUUCUUGACAAGAAGAAAACAAGCGAGAUGCUUAAAAUGUUUCAUGGUGAACGUACUGGUUGGGUUCGCGUUGGUGAAAAAAAAUAUUUUUUUCCAUAUAAAUAUACUGAACAAGGUGCAGGAUUUUAUAAAUUCAAAGCAAGACCUAGUGAUACCUGGGUUUUAUCCUAUCCUAGAUCAGGUACUACCUGGACUCAAGAGCUCGUUUGGCUUUUAUCAAAUAAUUUAGAUUUUGAUACUGCUAAUGAAAAAUACUUGGCUGAGAGAUUUCCAUUUCUAGAAUUCAGCAUGUUUAACCAUCCGGAAGUAACGAAAGAACUUCUUAAGAUAAACGAGGGUGAUCCUGAGAAAGUUAAACUCUGCCUGGAAGUUGCUAAACCUGGUUUUGAAGUUCUGGAGGCUUUACCUUCGCCCAGAUUCAUCAAGUCCCAUUUCCCAUUUAGUUUGUUGCCUGGCAUUCUUGACGCUGAUUGCAAGAUUAUAUACGUAGCACGAAAUCCAAAGGAUGUAGCUGUCUCAUGGUAUCACUUGAACAGGGCUUUUGUGACCCAAGGAUACCAAGGCGACUUUCCUCAGUUUUGGGAAUACUUUAAGAAUGACCUGACACCAUGGAGUCCAUAUUGGAAACAUUUGAAAGAAGCAUGGUCCCAUAGACAUCAUCCAAAUAUGCUGUUCAUAUUCUAUGAGGAAAUGUAUAAUGAUCUACCAAACGCUGUUCUGAAGGUAGCCAACUUUUUGGGAAAAUCCUACAGUAGUGAGCAAAUUGCAAGAUUGGCCGAUCAUUUGAAUAUAAAGAAUUUCCAAAAGAAUAAGUGUAUAAAUUCCUCGGAAUUGGUGGAAUGUAAAAUUGUAGAAAAGGACUCGUUUGUUAGAAAAGGACAAAGCGGCAGAUGGAAAGAUACAUUCACACCUGAACUCGAAGCUGAUGCAGAUAAAUGGAUUGAAGAGAAUCUCAAGGACACUGAUAUCGAGUUCCCAUAUUUAAAUAAUAAUUACCAAUGAAUGGUUUUUUUUAUUAUGUUUAUUUAACGUUGUUGUCAUUAUUACUACUUUGAAAUAAACUAUUUAAUUUAA